Molecule: messenger RNA, 1912 nt
Organism: Solenopsis invicta (red fire ant)
Lineage: Eukaryota; Metazoa; Arthropoda; Insecta; Hymenoptera; Formicidae
Exons: 7
Coding region: 436-1713 (425 amino acids)
Molecular function (GO): protein binding
Source: RefSeq, a predicted model, not a curated record
GUAAAUAAAUGUAAAGAUUAGUUGAGGAAAAAAUGAUUGUAAAAAAUUAAAAACAUUAUAUUGAUACAGCAAUAAAAAUCGCGUGAAUAUUAUGAUAUUGUAAAAAAAGCUAAAAAAUUUUUAAAGAAAAAAAUUUGCAUGUUUUUAACUUUUGUAUUACCUUGGGAAGAUGUAUUCCGUUUUAAUCAUAGCUUCUCACUUGUCUUCAGGCUGAAGCUGUCAUCGCAACGAUAAGAUUAUGACAUAAGAUUCCUUUGUUUCACGUAAAUUGGUGAGUUCUCACUCCUCAAAAGAUUCUUGUAAAAUUUCGGGAAUUCCUGCACUAUUACCGAAAAAAAUUUCUCAUCAAGCGUCAUCGGUAUGCGAGAACGCACGCGAUCUUCAUGAUUGAUCGCGAUCGCGAGCCAGAAGAGAAUUGAAUUCAAAAGGAGCGAAAUGAGCGCGAAACGGCGAAGGGUGUCCUCGCGAUGCAGGCAAAACGCACGAAGAUGCAAGGUUGCCGAAUGCACAUUGGACACCUUACCGCCGGAAAUCUUCAGCAUCAUCCUGAAGAUGCUGCCGUUACAUGAUGUUGCCUGCACCGUUCGCCUAGUUUCCAGACGUUGCUAUGACAUUGCUGCCACGGUAUUGAACAGCGAGUUUCUAAUAGCUGGCACCAGGCUAAGGAUUGCAAUGAAGCGCACGGAAGACCUCAAGAAGAGUGUAAAGACCGGCAUGGAGUUACUAGAGUGCAACAAAAUUUUUAACGCGCUGGAACUCAUUUGGCUCCAAUAUCGGAUGUUGAAAGCGGUCACGUGGCGAUACACUCAUUCCAGGUCGCGCGACUCACCCGUCUCGUGCUUCUACGGCGGUAGGAUCCUCGAUAAUCUCAACUAUUUAUUACACUCUAUCUUCAAUUCCCCUUGUCGAGGAUCGUGCGUCUUCAGUUACGUUGAUUUGCAGAUCUUUGCGCGCACUUGCGAGAAUUUCAUGGAUCAUUUCGAGAAGGUCACCGAGCGCAGAUUAAAUGAUUCUGCGCUAGUCUCGGGAUGCAAGCUUGUCGACGUGCUGGAUUGUCUGGAGGAGGGUCGACAGGUACUGUCGUUUAGAACCUCAUCGAGGACAGGCAACCCAAUGAUCUGCAUGCAUCUCAAAUAUGUUCUAAAACGCGCCUGGUUCACGUGCUUACGGGUGCCCAAUGCGAGCAACGAGUAUUGCUGGCGGGACAAGCAGCGAUAUAUGUAUCUGAGAUUGCGGCGGCUGGUCGGCAGUUACAACAAGCAUCUGUUUCACAAGCUGCAUUAUGAGCGCAAGCUCAUUCUUCGAACGGCGCCACCGGCCUGGACGUAUUCGGGAUACGGAGAAUACGGAGGACAGUUUUUUUACUAUGGAAACAUGAGCAAGUACGCUUACGAGAAUAGAUUUAGGCACGCAAGAGUCAGAAGCGCGGAGAACACCGGCAGAGAAUUGGAAGAGGCGACUAAUAGACCGCCUUGCUUCGACGUAAUCAUCGGAGUCCAAUUAAGAUGUUCGCCGGAAUUGGCGCCGCUGACAGCAAAGAUGAAUCUGAAAACCGACACUUUUGAAGGUUGCGAUACCAAUUCGCCACAGGAAUUGUAUCUAAAAUUGAAUAUAAAAUGCGCGAUAUCCAAGAUCAACAGAUUGCCAAAUACUUUUACUUGGGAGGUGCACGGCCGUCGAAAAAACCGUCGCAAAUCGUUGCAAUGUCGUUAAAUUAUAUAUACAUUCUUAUAUUUUAUGUAUAAUAAUAUUUAGCGAUUAGACCGAUUUUUAUUGCCGUGCAAAAGAUAUGAAAUAAAAUUGUCCGCACAUUUUAUACGAGAGAUGUUAUCGUAGAUGUUAAGAUGAAGAAAAAAAAAAUGUUAGGAUGCUUAAUAAUUUUGAACACAGCUGUAUAUUGCACAACAAUAUU